Molecule: messenger RNA, 984 nt
Organism: Paramormyrops kingsleyae
Lineage: Eukaryota; Metazoa; Chordata; Actinopteri; Osteoglossiformes; Mormyridae
Gene: pgam2
Product: phosphoglycerate mutase 2 (muscle)
Biological process (GO): glycolytic process
Molecular function (GO): intramolecular phosphotransferase activity
Source: RefSeq, a predicted model, not a curated record
UGCUGUAACUGAAGCUUGCUGAAGCUUGGUGUGCCCCAAAGGGAAGGGUCAGGCCACCACUCUGCUCGUGACAGGAAAAGUGUGCGAGGAACCACCAUGACCACCGCCCACCGCCUCGUAAUUGUGCGCCACGGCGAGAGCAGCUGGAACCAGGAGAACCGCUUCUGCGGCUGGUUCGAUGCCGACCUGAGCGAGAAGGGUCUGGAGGAGGCUCGGCGCGGGGGACAGGCCAUCCGCGACGCCGGCCUCAAGUUCGACAUCUGCUACACGUCCGUGCUAAAGCGCGCCAUCAAGACACUGUGGACCAUUCUGGAGGGCACGGACCAGAUGUGGCUGCCCGUGAUGCGUAGCUGGAGGCUGAACGAGCGCCACUACGGUGGCCUAACAGGCCUGAACAAGGCGGAGACGGCGGCCAAGCAUGGCGAGGAGAAGGUGAAGAUCUGGCGGCGAUCCUUCGACAUCCCGCCCCCCCCCAUGGACCAGGAGCACCCCUACUACAAGAUCAUCAGCGAGUCAAGGCGCUACAAGGGCCUGAAGGAGGGGGAACUGCCCAGCUGUGAGAGCCUCAAGGACACGAUCGCACGAGCCCUGCCCUUCUGGAACGAGCACAUCGUGCCGGAGAUCAAGGCUGGGAAGAACGUGCUCAUCGCAGCGCACGGCAACAGCCUCCGCGGCAUCGUCAAGCACCUGGAGAACAUGUCCGACGCCGCCAUCAUGGAGCUGAACCUCCCUACGGGUAUCCCCAUCGUCUACGAGCUGGACCAGGACCUGAAGCCCGUUAAGCCCAUGCAGUUCCUGGGAGACGAGGAGACCGUCCGCAAGGCUAUGGAGGCUGUGGCGGCUCAGGGCAAAGUCAAAAAGUGAGUCGCUUCAGGGCUGGAAGGAGCCGUUUGAUCCUGGGGCCCGACAGUCACCGGGGAGCCUGGCACAGGCAGGACAAGUUCAACCAAGAAUAAUAAAGCCUUUUUUUAUGGAUGUGCUUGA